CAAAUAAGUGCGUGCGUUCAGUGACAGACGGAGCAGAGCACUCUUUAACAUGUAUCCUGACAGCUCAUCAAAACACUGGCCAUUUCCUUAUUACACGGGCUUUUAACAGCGAUCAAAUCAAGCAGUGCAAUUCUCUUUUGGGAUAUUUAUCGACUCAGAGAUCAAGCCGCAGUGGACCAUCUGUUGAUCAACUAAACAUCGAUUGCAACAGUUACUUGUGCUCAGUGCAGGGUAUGUUUUGGCCAGUUGCCUCUCUGCACUGAAACGAAGGUUCAAAAGUCCACGGCAGACUCACUUUUGGCCAGCUGCCUCUCCCGCCAGUACAGUCUACAACACUGUAUAGGCUGCAGCAGGUUUCAUUAUCGAUGUGUGAGGAAGUCAACAUGACUUACAGUACAUCAACAGUUCCCUGUUGAUGAUAUGACAGCACUGAACUCGUACGCCUUCGCCAUGUCCGAGUAUGCCGAGGGAGACAGUUCUCUACUUCAGCUGCAGGAAGUUGACUCCAGCAGGAUGGGAGGCCACGUCCUCUCUCCUACCUUUAACGCCUCCUCUCCAUCCCUACCAGUGGAGAGCCACCCCAUCUGCAUCCCAUCACCUUACACAGACCUCGGCCAUGACUUCACCACUCUGCCCUUCUACAGUCCCUCUCUGCUGGGUUACGGCACAUCUCCUCUGUCCGACUGCCCAUCGGUGCGGCAGUCGCUAAGCCCCACCUUGUUUUGGCCACCUCAUAGCCACGUUUCCUCACUUGCAUUGCAUCAGCAACAGACUCGACUACAACCAAACCAACCAACUGGUGGGACCUGGGCGGAACUUACACCACAUGAUCACGGCGAAGAGGAAAACUGCAAACCGCUGGCAAAGAGGGUAGCAGUAGCAGAGGAGACUUCUACCUCUUUGAGAGGAAAAGCUGACAUGCACUACUGUGCUGUCUGUAGCGAUUACGCUUCUGGGUAUCAUUAUGGCGUGUGGUCGUGUGAAGGAUGCAAAGCCUUCUUCAAGAGAAGUAUACAAGGACACAAUGACUACAUCUGCCCUGCCACCAACCAGUGCACCAUCGACAAGAACCGCCGCAAAAGCUGCCAGGCCUGCCGUCUCCGAAAAUGUUACGAAGUUGGAAUGAUGAAAUGUGGGUUACGGAGAGAUCGUAGCAGCUACCAACAAAGAGGAGCACAGCAGAACCGACUGACACGAUUCUCUGGCAGGAUGAGAACAAGUGGCCCGAGAUCUCAAGAAAUAAAAACUGUCCAACGUCCCCUCAGUGGAAAUAAGGUGGUUACCAUGGCGUUGAGCCCCGAGGAGCUAAUCGCUCGAAUCAUGGAUGCAGAGCCACCCGAGAUUUACCUCAUGAAGGAUGUGAAGAAGCCUUUCACUGAGGCCAACGUCAUGAUGUCACUGACCAACCUGGCGGACAAAGAGCUUGUUCACAUGAUCAGCUGGGCCAAGAAAAUUCCAGGUUUCGUGGAGAUCGGCCUUUUUGACCAGGUCCAUUUGCUGGAGUGCUGCUGGUUAGAGGUGCUGAUGCUGGGACUGAUGUGGCGGUCUGUUAAUCAUCCUGGGAAGCUCGUUUUCUCCCCAGACCUCAGUCUCAGCAGGGACGAAGGCAGCUGUGUGCAGGGGUUUGCGGAGAUCUUUGAUAUGCUGUUGGCAGCCACGUCCAGGUUCAGAGAACUGAAGUUACAGCGAGAGGAGUAUGCUUGUCUCAAAGCCAUGAUCCUUCUCAACUCCAACAUGUGUCUGAGUUCGGCGGAGGGAGGAGAGGAGCUGCAGAGCCGCUCGAAGCUGCUGUGUCUGCUGGACUCGGUGACGGAUGCUCUGGUUUGGGCCAUCUCGAAGACGGGCCUGAGCUUCCAACAGCGCUCAACCAGACUAGCCCAUCUGCUCAUGCUGCUCUCGCACAUAAGGCAUGUCAGUAACAAAGGCAUGGACCACCUCCACUCCAUGAAGAUGAAGAAGAUGGUUCCUCUGUAUGACCUGCUUCUGGAGAUGCUGGACGCUCAUAUCAUGCACGGCUCACGUCUGUCUCACUCCGGCCCUCAAGCGGAUCCUGUUCCCAAAGAGAGCAAAUGCGUCCAGGAGACCUUCACCUGCACUUCUCAGCAUGGCGGGACCCUGGCGGGACCUUAAGACCCUAAACCAUUUCUGCGCUGAAGAAUGAUCUCUAGUUUCGGGAGAAUGGGCAACAAAAUAGACAUUAAAAGAGUGGAAUAGGAUUUCUCGAGAUGAAAAUCACCAGAUUUUUUUCUUUAUAUUUGACAUUUGUUGUGAAAUCCCUUUUAUUUUCACAGAACUCAUUCUGAACAGUUUUUUUUUUUGGUCUUAUGUAGCCUGAACCACAAAAAAAAUAAUGUAUGUACUUUUAGAAAUGUACUUUUUUACAAAACCCAAUUGCUGGAGGUUUGAAAAUCGAUUAUGGUUUGGAUUUUGGAUUUCAUAAGCUUUUUUGGAUUGCAAUAUGCGUUUCCAUUACCCUUCAAAUUGCACAAAUUGACAUCGCAAAUUGAAAAUAUGCCUAAUGGAAACUCGUAAAUUUCGCAAAAUGCCCAUACAUCGUAAAAAAGUUUUUACGCUCGCAUGAGGUGGUUUUUAAGGCAAUUUGAAAAAGGAAUAAUUCGCAAAACAUGGCAUAUGUAAACAGUCAUAUGAUCAUUCUUCGAUGUACUAUAACCUCCAAGAAACUCUUGAUACUUGGCCACUCUCCAGUAUAAGGGGCUUUCCAUACCAUUAAUGCUUAGAAAAUUUAGACGGCACACGCUCUGAUAAGGCCACUGAAGCUGAUUGUGGCCACUCUAGUAAAUGCUUGUGUUUAUUCCAGCUCGGCUCUCUGUGCUGCUUCUGUAAAGAUACACGCAUAUAUCUCCUUUGAAUAAAUAUAGUCAAAAUCCCACCAAAACCUGUUGCCAUGACUUAUCCGCAAGAGGCAAAAGGUUACGCUUUAGUUUCAUAACACUGGUUAAUGAAAAUCCCAUCAUUUCGCAAUACUUUUUUCAUCGACAUUUAUAAAAUAUCACCAAAGUUUUGCGCAAAUCUGUAAUGGAAACGCACCUACUGUGGCCUCAUGCACCCAUUCCAAUGAAAUCUGCGCCACAAUGCAACAUACAGUUUCUACUUUUCCAUUUUUGUUUUAAACCGUACAUUUGCAACUCGCGCUUUUUGUAAACGAAAACAACAGCAUCACACUGAUGCCCUCAUCAACACUGUCAGAACAGAUCAGAUUCCAUCACUUGCAAAAUGACAGUAAGAACAGUCAUUGCUAAAGAGAGAGAGAUUUGUAUGCAAUGUGAACAUAGACUAAAUUUUGGUCCAAAUGCUCAGAAGAACUGAAUCAAGCCUCAUUUUAUUUUAUUCUGUAAGAAAAAGGACUUAAGAAUGUCACAGCGCAGUAAUUCCUCGCAGCUGGAUGUUUUGUUUGCAUCCAUUACUUUUGACAAAAAAAAAAAAAAAAA
Carassius auratus (goldfish) is the source of this 3449-nucleotide messenger RNA. RefSeq names its product estrogen receptor beta-1-like. The transcript is spliced from 11 exons. Gene Ontology annotation, biological process: cellular response to estradiol stimulus; regulation of DNA-templated transcription; estrogen receptor signaling pathway. Gene Ontology annotation, molecular function: steroid binding; nuclear estrogen receptor activity; sequence-specific DNA binding. Gene Ontology annotation, cellular component: nucleus. Bases 421 to 2130 code for a protein of 569 amino acids. The record is from RefSeq and is a predicted model, not a curated record. Lineage: Eukaryota; Metazoa; Chordata; Actinopteri; Cypriniformes; Cyprinidae.